AGCCCUUCUUUCUUGGUUGCUGUGGAACUCAGUUUCCUCGCUCUUAAACGCCCUCUCACGCAAUAGCCAUGUCAACUUGGAACGUUACUGGGGCAAAAAUGUGCAAUGUCUCAAGCCGUCACUACGAUAGCGAUCUAUCACGAUGAGCACAGUUAUAUCAAAACCCAAUAAACAGAAGUUUCUCCCGCUUCGAGAAAUUACGGUCAAUUCGCGCCCUCUCGUCAAGCGGGCCAUUCAAUUCUCAUGUGACGGCGACUUGGCAGUGACUGCGGACGACUCGGUCCAUAUUUUCAUCCCAGAGUUUCCGGACUUCUCCCGGCGCCGGGAAAGGCUAAAGGCUCGGUCAACGGAUCAGCAGGACGAGGUCGGCGCCAACAGGAACUGGCCGAUCGACCACGAAUCGUCAGAGGACGACGACGACGAGGAUGACGGUGGUCCAAGAAGUUACAACCACCAGGCCACCCGCGCACAGUACUCCGAAGGCAGCAAGCACAUGCCUGUCUCGUUUCCUCCCCUUGAUCCCCGCGUCAACCGGGAACUAUUCGCCGCCCAGAAUAUACCCUUUCCGUAUGAGGGCGCCGUCGAUGUUGAGGGCCAGGACGCCGACAGCAACGACGACUCGGACGGCUCAGAUGAUGCCUACGAUUCACAGGACGAAGAGGACCAGGGCACUGGCUUGGGGUCCAAUCGACCAUACGGCGCAGGUUACGGACCUAUCACUGGCGUUGGAAGCAGCAUGAACCACGUAGUGGGAAUCGGCUGGUCUCCGUCCGGGCUGGGGGUUAACCGCAGGCCUAUCCUUGGGGUUCUGACGGGUUCCGGAACCCUGGCCAUGUUCGGAGAUGGCAGCGAGUCUGCUAAUAUAUUACCCCGUGCCAACGAGGGCAUGCUCCAGCGUCGCGAGCUCAACUCUUGGAUCGUCCUCUGGGGCGUGGGCGAGCGAUUGAUCGUUCCGGGCCAGCAAACCGAGGUGAGCGAGUACAUCCGCGGCUUUGCAUGGGCUCGCGAAAUCGCACCUGGCCAGGCUCUGCUGGCGACGAUCAACGAUCUCAACGAGGUGGCCAUCAUCAGCGUCCAGUGUGUCUUGGUGGCGGACGAGGAUAAAGGCCAAGGCGACUCGGCAUUCCGGGCAGGGCCGCGAGAAAACGUCGUGUGGUUGGUGCGCGAGGUAUCCCGGUUCAAGGCGGAAGGGCCUCAUAAAGACACAAACCAAUUAGACCCAGACUGGGUCCCCUUUGGGACUUCGUUUGGCCUCAGAUGGGGCCCUUGGUUACACACUGGCGGCUCCCACACCUGCGUCUUGUCCUUUAUGGACCGUGGUUAUGUCGGCUUCCGGAAAGUCACGAUCAAGGACACGUGGGUCAGGGGUGAAUCUCCUAGCCUGGAAGUUGGGAGCGAGGACACUCACGGAAUUUGCGUGCAUUUGUCAACCGACGCCUUCCUCGAAUUUGAGGACGCUGUAGGCCGAAGACCAGUCCCAUCUGCUCGCUGCUUGUUGUGCUGACAAACGUC
This is a messenger RNA of Thermothelomyces thermophilus ATCC 42464, 1512 nucleotides long. RefSeq lists its product as uncharacterized. Lineage: Eukaryota; Fungi; Ascomycota; Sordariomycetes; Sordariales; Chaetomiaceae. The transcript has 3 exons. The record is from RefSeq and is a predicted model, not a curated record. The coding region runs from base 143 to 1504 and encodes 453 amino acids.